Molecule: messenger RNA, 7901 nt
Organism: Gadus chalcogrammus (walleye pollock)
Lineage: Eukaryota; Metazoa; Chordata; Actinopteri; Gadiformes; Gadidae
Product: serine/arginine-rich splicing factor 3
Exons: 9
Coding region: 925-5445 (1506 amino acids)
Biological process (GO): mRNA splicing, via spliceosome
Cellular component (GO): nuclear speck
Molecular function (GO): RNA binding; GTPase activity; GTP binding
Source: RefSeq, a predicted model, not a curated record
GUAAAAGGACGACGAAAGACUUGAGCGUCUUUGUUCUUGUGGUUAGGAUUCAACUUUUUAUACAGGCUUUUUUUUUAUUCAUUUUAUUGAUCACUUCAUGUUGUCCUCUGUGGACAAACUAUCCAAUUAACAAUCUGUUUGAAUUGACUCUUUCUCAACUUCAGGACAUUUUUUUUGUUUAACAUUUAAGAGUUGAUUAUAAGUACCUUAAUGCGUGAACCUUUUUUUCUUUUUUUCCUUAAUCAUUACAAAUACAAAGUUAUUACUGUCUUUCCCUGCAUGUUGAGAUGUCAUCUUGAGAUUUCACUUUCCAUGAUCAUCCCUUGUUUUGGUUCCAUUAGUUUAACUGAUCGAAUUAAAGGUUAUUUGAUGUUUUUAAUUUGUUUCUGGGUAUCUUUUACUGAUGGUUGCCUCUGAAUUACCAAUACGGUUUGUGUAUAAUUAUUUUCAUGUAUCUUAAAUGUGGUAUUCCACAAGGAUUAAAACCCUGAAUCGCUAGAUCACUGAAUCGAUGAAACACUUGCCGGCUGCUUCCAUUAGAUGGCACCAAGGUCACUUAUUUCUGUUGGAAGUUGUCAAUGUUGAGUUUUGCAUUUAAUCUAAACAUUGAUCCAAACUGCUUUUUCUACCCUAUUCCAUGACGUUGAAGAGGUGGUGGUCUUGAUGGAAUUGCUCAGUUCAAUAAAAGUAAUUCAGUUGGAAAUAACUUGUGUCCUACAUGAACUUAUUUUAUAAUUUUAGUUUCCUGAAAAUGCAGGGAGAAAAAAAAGACUGAUGGCUUAACCACACAGGAAAUUGAUGAGCACACUUGCAAGAUACUUCCUUAUGUUGAUGCACUUCUGAAGUGACAUUGCAAAGUUAUGCCAGUGCAGUUGACUCCAUGACAUGAGCCUGUGAACAUUUGUGUUGGUAAGAAGAAAUGCAAUGUCGAUUCGGAGACCAAGGAAAGUACGGAUGGGUUCAUCCCGUCGACAUCUAGACAGGACUUCAUUAUUGGCGCAUGAUGUGACCCCAGAAACCCAAACAGACCCUCUCUCCAUUACGGCGGUAGACAUGGAAUCCGUUAAUUCAGAACAUGGAAACCAACUUGAUUUCAAGGAACCCAUUUCUGAAACAAGCGAGGGCUUGGCAUUUGCAAGUGAAAAAUGUGGAAGCUUGAUCAAUCCACCAACCACGUUUGAGAUUGACGCACACUCUAACCAGUUCCGGAGUGUUUCACCAAAACCAUCUCGACCUCAAAACGAGUUCAUGUCUGGAAACAGAAAUGAGAAUGCAGGCAUGAGUUGGACAAAUGACUUAACCCGAGAACAGUGUAGAGAAUUCAGUGCAAAUAUAAAAGAGUCCCAAAUGGGGAUGUUGCCUUACGAAAGCUGCGAAAAAACAACGCUGCAAAUAUCAAAACCAGGGGAUGACACUCACAAAGUCAGUCAGCAUCCAAGGCUCAACAGCUCUCUGUAUUCAUCUCCUUGUCAGCCACUCACAGGCGACCUGUCUAAUAGUACUAAGCAAUCAUCAGACAGUAUUAUACAUAAGGAAGAAGUUGAAAGGGAAUUUAGAAAAGAGGAUUCCAAUAAUUUGGCGGUCUCCUUAACAGGAACUAUUGCUGAAGGUCAGGAAUACUUAUUGCAGGUUGAAGGUAUUUGUGGUGAUGUGCCAUCUCUAAUGAAAGAGCACGAGGUGAGCAAUGACGUGAACCCAUUGUUAAAACAGUCUGAACAUCCAACACAAUCUGUGGUGUGUCCAUUACUCAUUGAAGUACCCAACCAAAAAGAAGAGGCUGAACAAGAGCAGAUUACUUAUACCACAACCGAUUCACAUGAUUCUACAGGCAAUUCUGUAAUAGUUGUUGAAAGCCAGCCCCUUCUAACCAUGCAAUACACUUUAAACCCCAGCACCAACCAGGAAAUUACCAUACAAGAUAAUCUAGAAAACACAAAAUGUGAUCACAUAUUUGAUAUGAGUGAGCUAGGUCACAACCUGAAAGAAAAAUCCUUCAGCCAAGUAUGUGACUCUGAACAGAACAGUGAUGGUACAGCCUUAGAUGCUUCUGGUUUAGAUAACGAUGUCAAACAGACUGAGGUGGCAUCCAACCAAGAGCAGGACAGGGAUUUAGAUACGAAAUCCUCCAGGAAGAAGAGAAGGAUGGGUUCCAGUCGCAGGAUUGGUAAUCAGGGCGAAGGCGGAGGUGGAGAUCACUCAGGAGAAAUAGUAGAAUCAGACUUUUCUACAGAUCUUAACAAGACCAACAAGUAUUUUGAAACAGAGUUGAAAGUUGAGAUGAAAUGUGAUUCAGAGUCACUUGAGGGGGGAACACUUGGAACUUCCACAGACAAAGUCGAUUGUCUUUUGUCAAUAGCACCUCAAUCAGAGAUCAAGGAAAGGGGUAAUGAGGACAUAAUAGAUAGAGCACGAAAAAACAUAGAUACAGGGGGUCAUAUUCACUUGUCCGCAGAUAUUUUCCUAGGAGAUGUAGAUGAAAGAAAAGAGGUUGAAUCUGAAGGAAAAAGUGAAAUCGUAGAAAAGAUGGAAGUGAUUAAAAUCCCGCUGUCCAAAACAUUGGCAGAAGUAAACAACCAGGAAAUCACUGAAAGAUUGUCAAGUCCAUACCAUGAGGAAACCCUGUGCAGGGCAGCUAUUGAGCCACAGGAGAAAGACAUCAGCCCACCAGGUGCAGUAUUUGAUUUGAGUGAGCUAGAAAACGACGUAAAAGAAAAAACCGGCAGCCAAGAAUGUGAAUCUGAAGGCCACGUAAACAAUAAGCCAUGUGAAUUAAUUGAAGACACUGCACGAGAGGAAGCAGAAGGGCACCCUAUAAAAGUUGGGGCUCUGCAGUCAGAAUACUCCUCAGCUUCUGCCCAUGAUGAGUAUGAUCUCACAUUUCCGACUAGAAGUGGGACUAUAUCCUUCAACGAUGGAACAGUUGAUAACCCCACAAAACUACCAAUUACAGAAUUAAUGGAACCAGAGAAGAAUCAAAGUGCAAAUGAAAAAAAAUUCACUCUGGAUUCAAAAAUAGAAUUGAAACAUGGGUACAAUAAUGACUCCAAUAUAACAACUGAGUUUAACCCACAGUCGGAAGAUGUUGAGCCUAUUUCAAGCAAUGUCACACUAAGUGAUAGUCACAGUAUUGAUGACUUGGCCGUAGAGAGCUGUCUAUUGACUAACAUGAGAGAAAUACAUCCUUUGGCCACAGUUCCUCAACAUGUUCCCUCGUCUGGAGAGGAUCAAUGCUACUCAGUAGAAAUGUUUGCCCCCACUUCAUCACAACUACAGGACGAUGGUGAACAAGUUGGAGCGCAAACGAGCACAGGGUUAUCACAUUCAUUAGGAAUAACAGAACUGGGCUUAAUUAAGAGUUAUCAUGAAAAUGAAAACACAAACCCUGUAGAGAUGCCUGAGGUAGAGAAUGAUUUACCACAGAACAGUGAUGGUACAGCAGUAGAUGCUUCAGGUUUAGAUAACAAUGUCAAACAGACUGAGGUGGCAUCAAACCAAGAGCAGGACAGGGAUUUAGAUACGAAAUCCUCCAGGAAGAAGAGAAGGAUGGGUUCCAGUCGCAGGAUUGGUAAUCAGGGCAAAGUAGGAGGUGGAGAUCACUCAGGAGAAAUAGUAGAAUCAGACUUUUCUACGGAUCUUAACAAGACUGAUAAUGAUUUUGAAGCAGAGUUGAAAGUUGAGAUGAAAUGUGAUUCAGAGUCACUUGAGGGGGAAACACUUGGAACUUCCACAGACAAAGUCGAUUUUCUUUUGUUAAUAGCACCUCAAUCAGAGAUCAAGGAAAGGGGUACUGAGGAAAUAAUAGAAAUAGCACGCAAAGAAAUAUAUACAGGGGGUAAUAUUCACUUGCCCCCAGUAAUUUCCUAUCCCGAUGUAGAUAAAAGAAAAGAGGAUGAAAUUGUAGAAAAAAUGUCACAUCCAUACCAUGAGGAAGACCUGUGCAGGCCUGCUUCUGAUCCACAGGACAAAGACAUCAGGCCACCAGGUGUGGAUGUCCUCAUGCUUGUCCAGAACUCUUUGUCAAAAGAGAACGCUCCUCACAGCCUGGACAUUAACAGCUCAAUCCUCUUUGAUCCAGUUUCUGAUAUCAGGGAUAAUGAUGACAAGAUGGACACUGCAGGCCAACAUCAAACUGCACUUUCAUCAAAUGUAGAUCCUAUUAGUGGCCAUGGGAAUCAUGGGUCCCUCCGACAUGUUAAAGACGAUGACAACCAUAUUUUGAGGAGAAGAAAGAUGGGUUCAUCUCGAUGGACUAAAAGAAGUGCAACAGGGUCACAAGAAGGUUCAAAAAAAGCACAUACAACAGAGGACAAAGAGAUAAAAAAAGAUGCAGUGUUAUCAGAGACCAUUUCUGAAGGACCUGAGAAGGUUGUGACUACUGAGGAGGAACCAAACCAGAUAGGCAGUGAUACGCACCAGUCAAUGAGUGAAGCUCCAAAAAUGUUGAGGCGGAAGCUGGGCUCCAAUAAUAUGACCGGCAGAAUGACACCAAUACAAGAGAACUCAAAGGAGAAGAAGGAGGUUGAGAGUGAGGUCUCAGAAGAUAGGAAGAUAUUCAAAGAUGAGCUCAAAUUGAAAGUAAACAAAGAUAAUGAGACAGAGCAGAGUGGAGAGAGAAGUUCUGAGACCGAUGUAAAACCAGUGAACACAACCUUAAAUGCUCUCCCUAUCGAAUUAUCCAAUGACUUACACGUUGAGGGUAGAAGAAGGAAAUUAGGUUCUCAAAGGAAGUCAAGGGGACAGCACCGCCAUGACUAUCCACCUGAGAGUAAAGACCAUGGAGCCUUGAUCUUUGGAGAUCACCUGCCACCUACAGAACCACUAAGUCGGCAGAUAAGUGGUGAUGCAACCCUUACCUUUGAUACCUUGAAUAAGUGUGACCGCAGAGCCAACUGCUUCAAUGUGGUGAUGGUUGGGAGUAGCAAUGUUGGCAAGACCUCAUUCAUGAAAAGGAUUCAAAGCGGAUCGUAUUCUCAAGAUUUCAGUGCCUCGAUUGGCAUUGAUACGUGCAUUCAUGCAUUACCAGUGGAUGGGAGGGAAGUGAUGCUGCAGAUAUGGGAUACAGCAGGACAGGAACGGUUUCAUAGCAUCUCAAAACAGAUCUUCCAUAAAGGACAAGCGUUCCUGUUGAUGUAUGACAUCACUUCCUCCGUGAGUUUCACUGACGUCAGAUACUGGAUCAGCUGUAUACAGGAGAGUGCUGGAGAAGAGGUCAUAAUGUUGCUGCUUGGUAACAAAAGUGAUUGUGCAGGACGUGAGGUCACUCCAUCUGAGGGAAAACUCCUUGCUAAGGAAUAUAAUAUUGACUUCAAUGAGUGCAGUGUUGCCACAGGUGAACACAUUGUUUCCAGCAUUGAAUCCCUAGCAAGGAAACUGACUGAGAACUACCACAAAAUAGAGGAAGACGUUGUUUUACAACAACAACAACCGAAAAAGAGAUGCUGCUGAGGAAGCCAUGAUAAGCAUCGUGCUGUUGUGACAUGUAUAACCCUAUUUCUGGACUAUAGUUAGUCUAACAAGUAAUAUACAUUUAAUUGUAAUUUUUCCUCUUGUACAUGUUUAAAAUGACCUUAUGUGAGACAUGCAUUUAGCUCAAUAUGUUUUGUAUUUAAAUAAAUUUUACAUAAUCACUUUAAGGGAAAAUGAGGGAUGUUAGGGAGAACAUAAUUACAGUAUUAGGGUGGCAAGCACAAAGUGUGAAGGCAACCUAUUGUAAUUGUUAGUUUUAUUGGUCUCCUAUUAGCUUAAGUCCAAUACCAAAGUUGUUUAGAAUCAAAUUCUUAACAAGAUCGAGACCACAUAUUUUCAAUUAGGGCGUGGCAUCGAAAUGGGCAAGAAUGAUCCAUUCAGAAUCAUCCUAAGCCAUUUGACGUACGGUCAUGAAAUUUUGUUCGCCCAUCAACUGAUCCAAGCUGAGGCUAUUCCAGUGUUUUCAACCGUAUGCAAACAAAAACGGUCUUAAUUGUCUGUGUCAGGGUCUUAAUGGUCUGACAGGGUCUUAUUGGUCGGCUUUAGGCUUGGCACCCGUAAAACGCUACUUGCAGCUUUAUUUACCUUAAGGUCCUUCUCAGAUUGAGUUAUUUUUUGGCUUGCCAUUGCAAUUGGCUGCAAAUGAGUCAUUCAUACUGUUGUAGCCCAUAACCUGAGAAUGCAAUUCUAAAUCGUGCAAAUGGAGAAUGUAAUUGAGGAACAGUCUACAAUCUAGCGAAGUGUCCCAUUUCAUUUCCAUCGUGCAUGUUAACUGCUUCCCUUAAUAGAAAAAAGAAACUGACUUGAACUUCUCCUUUUGAGUUGUAACAAGGCAAGCUCUCAAGUAGAUGGCAGCAAUUUACAUUUAGGGCAUUUAGCUGACGCUAUUAUCCAAAGCGACUCACAAUAAGUACAUUUGUCAUAAGAAGUGAAACAAUAUAUCGCUGUCAGUACAGUAAAGAUGUUCAUAGAGCCAAGUGCAAGUACUAACAAUCGCUAGGCUAACCCAUUCCCUGUGUACAGCAAUGCUAGCAGCUACUGCAGAUGUUAUACAAUUAAGUACUAUGAAUAAGUGCAAUGUAGAUUAAGUGCGUACAAGCAAUGAGUUAAAUCACUAUCCAGUGUUGUGCUAGUUAAUCGGAGCCUCCCAGUUUGGAAUGCCGUACAUCAUUAGUCUUAUUCUAGUUAUUCUCUUGGAUUUACUUUUUUUGAAUCCUCUAUUUCCAACUUUAGGUUGAACCCGUGUCCAAGGUUUGGAUUGGUUUUUGACAUUAGUCCAUGAAUGUAGAAUGCUUCAUUAUAGCAGUUAUGACAAUGUAUGCAUGAAUGUAAUCCACUGCUGAUUCUAAAUAAAUAUGCAAAUGUUCCAGGGAAAAUUAUAUUGUACGGAUCAUUUAUUGGAAAUGAUCUCUAAUCAAUGUGAUAUCAGCUCUACCAGUCCCUGUUCAUACUGCUACAUGCCACAUGCCCCAAUACCAUGUUCUGAACGUUGCAGGCACGUGCAGAGGGGGGGGCUAUGGGUGCCCGAGCCCCUGCCCUUUCCCCUCGAAGGACCAAAGUGCCCUUUUGAGUGGUCGUUUAAAUUUUCAAUGCAUUGUAAAAUUACACAUUAACAUGUGAAUCAAUUAUUCGAGUAUAAAAAUGUCUAAAAGUAAUGAUACAGAAGUAAAGUUUGUACUUUGUAGCCUCGUUUACCGGCGCUCAGUGCGCUGCUGCCGCUGAGUGACGUCAUAAGGUGCGAACACACCAAGCGCGUUACUCGCGUACGACGCGUAUAAAAUUGGCAAUUUUUCCAUAGGGAACCAUUGGUUUACGCGCGUAUGAGACGCGUACACGCGUAAAGCAACAUUUUACUCGCGUUAAGGCGGCUGCAUGCUUCAGCGUUGGUGUUACGUUGUUGCGCAAAAUUUACUCAAAGCAAUUCAUGCUCCCUUUUAGGUUGCGCGUGUUGCCAAGCAAUUUACCGCCAGAACAGUAGGUGGAGUAAUAUGUGGAGUAAAGUUUUUCGUUGAAGACGACCUCGAGAAUGACGUCUUUGUCUGUGGGAGUCGUUGGUUUGUUUAUGUGCCAAAGUUUGAUGAUCUCCUUUCGCGAGUCAUCCGAUAUCUUCCCGACUCUCACCAAAACCGGCCCUUGUCAGGGAGCAGCUGGCAGAUUAUGUUUUGUCAGAUGCUGGCGUGUUUCCCCACCAGUAGCCUACAAUGUGCUACGAUUGGGUAUGCGCACUGACCAAUAAAUAUAUAUACAUUGGUCACUUGGAAGCAUGACUUUUGAUUCAUUAGUUAUCAUGUUACACAAGUUACCUAAUUUGGUUUACGUCAAACUCAUUAAUUCAUAUCCAUAUAACAGUUUAUACAACAGUAUACUGCCUUGACAGAUGAAUGAAUUAUUUAAGUGUAGGCCUAUAGCCUAGGGUGACCAGAUUUCAGUUUGUG